Molecule: messenger RNA, 582 nt
Organism: Macrosiphum euphorbiae (potato aphid)
Lineage: Eukaryota; Metazoa; Arthropoda; Insecta; Hemiptera; Aphididae
Source: the annotation of a GenBank genome assembly
AUGCUGAUGUUAUGGUGGACGACCUCGGGGGCUGCCGCUGAAAAUGAUGUGUCGGAAGGAGAAAACCUUUUCGAGCUGGACACUCUGAACGCGCAAUGCCACAAACCUACCUCGCCGACGACGACGACACCCAUCCUCGGCGCAUCCUUUACACCCGUCGCAGGCCCGCCUCCUGCGGUAACAUCGGAAAAUGUUUGGCCGCCACCUCCACCUCCUGCUGAAACCUCGGAAAACUUUUGGCCACCUCCUCCGUCUCAUACUGUAGCCUCAGAAUAUUUUUGGCUGCCUCCUCCGCCUCCUGCUGAAACCUCGGAAAACUUUUGGCCACCUCCUCCGUCUCAUACUGCAGCCUCAGAAUAUUUUUGGCUGCCUCCUCCACCUCCUGACGUAACCUCGGAACAUUUUUUUCCGCCACCUCCGCCUCCUGCUGUAACCUCGGAAAAUUUUUGGCCGCCUCCUCCGCCGCCACCGAUGACAACCGGCACGGCAGCGUUCCGCCGUGACCCUGCUGUGCAGAAGCCGUGCGCAUCCGUGCGUGGAGCCGAGGGGAAGAAUUGCAAACUUACUGCCGUGUGUCCAUAA